AUGGCAGUCCAGCGACUCUUCUGCAUCUUGCUUCUCUUCUUCCCUGUGAAGCUGUCUGGAGGCGUCUCUUCACGUCUCCAUCGCCGUCUCCCCUCCUUUGCGUCGUCCUUCCCUCCCUUCUCUUGGCUCUCUUGUUCUUCUCACGCCUUCGUCUCUCCUCCGCUCUGUUCGUCUCCGCGGUCUUCCUCUCCCUCUUUUUCCUCUUCUUCCUCGCCUUUUUCUCUGUCGUGUUUUCCAUCUGUUUCCGCUCCAGGCCCUCUGCGUCUUUCUCCGUGCGUCUGGCGGCUCGCCUCGCCAGCCUUCUGGGCCUCGCGCACUCGCGCCUCCGCCCCGACUUCGCCGUACUCUUCUCUCUCGCUUCCGCGUGCCUCAGCCAAAGGCGGAUGCGGAGGGACGCCGCAGCCUGCUUCGCUCUUCGAAAGCUUCCUGCGGUCGCGCACCUCUGCAGACGCCUCGCGUGGCGCACCGCACUGCGCCUCCGCCGCGCAAUCGAGACCGCGAGCCGCGAGCGCUAUCGAAGAGGAGAGCGAAGAUGAAGCCUUUGCGCGCCUGGUCGCGCAGCUUCGCCAGGCUGGCGCCUUCGUGGAGCCGGGAUCUCUGCUUUUGAAGGAGACAGAUCUGCUUCAGAACUCCGCGUUCGUCUCUGCCGAGCGAACCAACGAAGAGUCGGCAGAGACCCGAUGCAAGGGCCUGCGAGAGGGAAGCCUCGAGGCGCAGGCGCCCAUUGGAGCUGCGCGGCGAGCGGAGAGCGAAGGGAGCGGAGGAAAGACGCAGCUGCGAGGUCUGGUCGCAGGCCGGCUGUUUAAGAAGGGCGAUCUCAUCGCCUGGAUUCCCGAGGCGCUCCAGUUCUCUGAGAAGAACUUGCUGGCGUGGCUGAGCGAGGCCGGGCGCCGCCAGCUCGCGGGCCGGACCACCCAAGGCGGAGACGCGGUCGACGCUACGGGGGACGCGGCUGCGGCGCGAGGUGGAGACAGAGGCGAGAGCGCCGCCGCAGCGCCGCCACCUCUCGCGGAAGAAGGGAGAGGAGCGGCUGAGAAGAGCGGAGGCGGUGCGCAGGGAGGCGAAGAGAGAUCACGCGCGAACGAGACGGGUGCGGCUCUCGCGCUGGGCACGAGCGCCGCCAGCUCGAAGGAAGCCGACGCGGAUCUUCUUCUCUUUUUAAAUGCCUUGCUACAGUCCGACACGCUCGCGGGCGAUUGGCAGGCUCGUCUGGCGGUCUCGCUCUUAGUUUUUCGUUCGUGGCUCUCUCCUCGUUCAGAGGCGGAACUCCAGGGCGCUUCGACUCCGACCCCGCCUGCGGAGACAGCGUGCGGGCGCGGAGUUCCACCGGCCGGUCUCGGCGCUCUGUGGCGAGCGUAUUUGUCGCUCCUCCCGCAGAGCCUCGACUGCAUGCUUCUCUUUUGGAACUUGAAGGACCUGCGGACGCUUGAGCACCGCAUCGUCAACGCCGUUUUGAAGCGGAUUUUCACUCUGCACUGCGUGGCGGAGGCCGCCGACCGACUGGGCUCGCCUUCUCGCUCGUCGCCGCGCGAGGCCUCCUCCUCUGCGCCCGCCUCCGUCUGCAGAGAGUCUUCUUCCCCCGGGCGCGCACGCCCGGGCGCUCGUCUGGACGCCGAGGAGAUCCUCCACGAGGCUGGCCUCAAGUGGGCUGCCUGCGUCGUCUCCUCGCGCAGCCUCCGCGGUGCCGGCGGACGGCGAGCUGGCGCUCUCGUCCCGCUCCUCGAUCUGCUCAACGCCGGCGGAGGGAGCCCUGGGGCGCGGCCGAAUGCGCGACUCACGACGAGCUGCGCAGGGCAGGCUCCAGUCCCAGCCCCGCGGGCGGCGCCCCCGGCUCCGGGCGCGGGGUCUGAGGCGCACUCGAAGGCGCGGGCAUCGGGCGCGCGUGGAGGCGGAGACGCGGACCCCACGGGGCCCAGAGAGCGAGAGGGAGACGAGGCAGAAGCGGGAGAGAAAGGAGCAACAGACGAGGAGAGCGAAGCGAGAGAGCGGGAGGACAUUCGCCACGAAGGUCCAGAAGAGCAGGAGCGGGCCGGGCGAGCGGAGGGGCGGAGAGAGACGCAGACGCGGGUCGCGUGCACAGACGGCAUUGGCCUCGUGGCUGAGAGAGACAUUCAAGUAGGUGAGGAAAUUCUGAUAUCGUACGGAGAAGACAACGAGCGACUCCUCCUGAACUACGGAUUCUUCGAUGACAUGCCUCGCGUGAGGAAGACGAGCCUCUUUUUCUCAGCAAACCUUGUUAGGGCUGCGCUGGCCGCGACAGAAGUCCCCGACUUGCUGUUGCUUGGGGGCUUUGCGGGUCUGCCAGCGCGGAUGUCCGCUGCUCUGAAGAAGCUGAAUCUCAUUCCGAACCCUGACGACGCGCCUCACGCGUCCUCCGCCUUCGCUCCCUUCGUCGCCGUCUUCGCCGACGCGCCCUUCGUUGAUGGCCGCCUCCUCGCAGCUGCUCGGCUUCUCAUGCUUGACGACGCGUCGUCGAUUUCAGACGCCUUCGAUCUCGAGAGAGCGACUCAGUGGGAGUGUCCCUUCUCUCCAGAAAACGAGCGACGCGCAUGCAUUUUCCUCAUCAGUUUGCUUCGGCACGACCUGCAUCGCGCGCACUCGACUUCGCUGGAGGAGGAUCUCGACAUGUUGAGAGAGGGGCGGGUGCCCACGCACGCGACCGCCUUCGGCACUGUGCCCUUCGACCCGCUGACCAAGACGCGCGAAGUCGCCCUGCGGUUUCGUAUACACCGCAAGCGCGUCGUGCGCGAGGCGAUUCUCGCCCUGCAAGCCCGACUCUCCAGGCAGAGUUUGCAGUAA
Messenger RNA from Besnoitia besnoiti, 2799 nucleotides. Its product is annotated as putative histone lysine methyltransferase, SET. The record is from RefSeq and is a predicted model, not a curated record. Gene Ontology annotation, molecular function: protein-lysine N-methyltransferase activity. NCBI's taxonomy places the organism in Eukaryota, Apicomplexa, Conoidasida, Eucoccidiorida, Sarcocystidae. Bases 1 to 2799 code for a protein of 932 amino acids. The transcript has 4 exons. Gene Ontology annotation, biological process: peptidyl-lysine monomethylation.